CAUUCACUGAACCAGAUGGAUUGGAAACGCUUCUUCAACCCAAAAACUCACCAAAAUCCCAAUACAAUGUCCAUGUUGGAUCAAGUGAUGAACAUGACCAAGGGUGCAACCGAUGGAAUUUCUAGGGUUAGCAAGCAAGUCAAUACUUCGUUUAGGAUGUUGGGAACUUCAAGUAUUCAGGGCGCGGUUGGAUAUGGAAUUGGUUUUCGCCAUGGUUUUGGACUUGGCAUAUCAAUGAGAUCAGGGAUGGAUAAACUUCAAUCUAGUGUAGUAGAACCAAUGACAAAGAUGACUGGCCUUAUUCCAGGUUUACCAUCUGGUCAGGGUGCAUUGCCGAUGCCAGCAUCCUCAAAGAAUGUUCCAAGCAAGGUUCCUACCGACAAAGUUUGUGCUGAAAACAUGAUGCAAUCGGUAACUAAAUCAACAGAUAAAAUAUCUGCAGGAAGCAUGAUGCAGCAGGCAACUAAACCAUUUGACCAAAUUUCUCAAGAAAGUUUCAUGAAGUUUGCAAAUAAAUCAGUCAACCAACUAUCACAAGGUCUUGUAGGGUCUCAACCUACAAAAAAUGAUUCGGCCUUUGACUGCCAGACAGAGAAGGUUAUUAUUAGUAACUUUCCACAAACUCCAUCAUUGAACCAAAAACAGGUUGGACUUAUGGAGUCAGAAAACAAACUACUUCAGACGGUUAUGAAACAGCGAGAAAUGAUUGAUGAACUUAGGGAGGAAAAUGAGAAGCUCUGCCAGAUACUACAAGUGAAGGACCUGAAAAUACCAUGCACCAAGCUUCAGCCAAGUUCUUCAGAUCCAAAUUUUCAGACAUUCCCUUCACCGGAAGUUAUUGAUAACAACAACGGUGGUUCUAGGCCUUCCGGUGAUGCUUACGGUACAUUGCUAACUUCAAAAGGAGAGAAUGGUAAAGAAAUUUUUUAAACAUAACUUCUUUGUGGUAACAGGUACUUUUCCAAUUUCAAGAGGAAAACAAAAUGGCAGUGAAAAAGAGUAGAGCCAAAAGAAAAAAACCCUACAUCGUGACGUGGAAUUUCCAUGCAUAAAUUAUUACUUCAAUAAAAAAGAUUAUGUUUUUAAUACUGCAACACCUUUUUUUUUUUUAAUGAGUGAAUGUGGAAUAUUGCAUCAAUAAUUUCUGAUAAAUAGUUUUGUUUAGUUGUGAUCAUGGAUCCCGUAACAAAAAAAGCUAAAGUUUGAUACUCACAGCUUUUACAAUUUGAAUUCAUUGGGGGUGGAAUCUAGUGCUUUAUUUUGUGUGGUACAAAAUUCUUCAUGUGUAAUUUUAUCAUAAAUGAAUAAAUU
Vigna unguiculata (cowpea) is the source of this 1311-nucleotide messenger RNA. RefSeq lists its product as uncharacterized. The record is from RefSeq and is a predicted model, not a curated record. Lineage: Eukaryota; Viridiplantae; Streptophyta; Magnoliopsida; Fabales; Fabaceae.